Mesoplodon densirostris (Blainville's beaked whale) is the source of this 339-nucleotide messenger RNA. Its product is annotated as cytochrome c oxidase subunit NDUFA4-like. Bases 1 to 246 code for a protein of 81 amino acids. The transcript is spliced from 2 exons. NCBI's taxonomy places the organism in Eukaryota, Metazoa, Chordata, Mammalia, Artiodactyla, Ziphiidae. The record is from RefSeq and is a predicted model, not a curated record.
AUGCUCCACCAGAUCACUGGUCAGGCCAAGAAGCAUCCUAGAUUGAUCCCCCUCUUUGUAUUUAUUAGAGUGGGAGGUACUGGAGCAGCAUUGUAUGUCUUGCACCUGGAGUUGUUCAAUGCAGAUGUCAGCUGGGACAGGAAUAACCCAGAACCCUGGAACAAACUGGGUCCCAAUGAUCAAUACAAUUUCUACUCAAUGAAUGUCGAUUACAGCAAACUGAAGAAAGAAGUUCCAGACUUCUAAAUGAAAUGUUUCACUAUAAUGCUUCUUAGAAUGAAGGUCUUCCAGAAGCCAUCUGCACAAUUUUCCACUUAACCAGGAAAUAUUUCCCCUCUA